ACCUGAGAGGGAGAGGUAGGCAUCCACAUGGUGACCAUGACCGCCGGAUCUGUGGUCAGGUUCCCGGUGUUCUCCUCUGGCGAAACCGCCACCGAUACUGUGAGCCCCAGCGCAUACACGAGGAACAUCGCUGCCAUUGCGCGAGAGACGACCGUAAUCGACAGAACCCGGGAACGCUUCAUCGUGAUCGCGAUGAGCACCCUGCUCUUGCUCAUCAGCCUCACACUCUUCUUCAUACUCUUCACGCUGCUCUCCGAGGACUGUGUACUACAAAUCGCCCUGGACAGUAUGCACUGCCUUUGUCGGAAGAGAUGGCAGUUUCAUCCCAAACAAAAUGGACAGCUCAUCGUACUAGGAGCGAAAUAAAUCAA
Molecule: messenger RNA, 371 nt
Organism: Rhipicephalus microplus (southern cattle tick)
Lineage: Eukaryota; Metazoa; Arthropoda; Arachnida; Ixodida; Ixodidae
Source: RefSeq, a predicted model, not a curated record